AGGACGACGUAUACCAAUUGGCAAAUCAUUAGGGUUUAUGAAAUUUUGAGUGAUUUUCAGAGAAGUUUGAGGAUGACUGUGUGAUUCUACUUCUCGAAUUGAAAUAGAUAGUUGGGUCAUAAUCGCAUAUCCUUGUCUUCUGUCAUGUAUUCUCUGAUUCGCCAUGGAAGAAGUUUGGUCGAGUUACAGAAAUGGCGUCAUUUGAGAGUUUUAGUGCAAAAGGCGUCUCCUUUGUCCAAUUCCUUCUCCUCUGCUUCUGCUGCGCGUUUGAGUCCUAGAGUUGGUCGAAAAGGUAAGAGCUUUACAGUCUCUUACCUCGUUGAUUCAUUGGGUUUACCCAAAAAGCUCGCUGAAUCGGUCUCAAGGAAGGUUAGCUUCGAGGACAAGGACAACCCUGACUCUGUUCUGAAUCUUUUGAGAAGUCAUGGGUUCACUGAUUCUCAGAUCUCCACCAUCGUUACGGAUUAUCCACAAUUGCUUGUAGCUGAUGCUGAGAAAUCACUUGCUCCCAAGCUUCAGUUUUUGCAGUCUAGAGGAGCUUCAAGCUCUGAGCUCACUGAGAUUGUUUCUACAGUUCCUAAAAUCUUGGGAAAGAGAGGCCACAAAACUAUCAGCGUAUUCUAUGAUUUCAUCAAAGAAACUUUACUUGAUAAGAGUUCCAAGUCCGAAAAGUCAUGUCAACCUUUUCCACAGGGUAAUCUGGAGAACAAGAUCAGAAAUUUAUCUGUUUUGAGAGAAUUGGGGAUGCCUCACAAGUUGUUAUUCCCCUUGCUCAUCUCUUGUGACGUACCUGUCUUCGGUAAAGAAAAAUUUGAAGAAUCCCUCAAGAAAGUUGUUGAGAUGGGUUUUGAUCCAUCCACCUCAAAGUUUGUGGAAGCUUUGUGCGUUGUUCAAAGAUUGAGCGACAAAAACAUAGAAGAUAAAGUCAAUGCGUAUAAAAGGUUAGGCUUUGAUGUGGAAUAUGUAUGGACAGUGUUCAAGAGGUGGCCAAACUUUCUGACACACUCGGAGAAGAAGAUAUUGAACACCAUUGAAACAUUUCUAGGCCUAGGGUUCAGCAGAGAUGAGUUUAGCGUGUUAAUUAAGCGCUUUCCUCAGGGCAUUGGAUUAUCCGCGGAGAUGGUUAAAAAGAAGACUGAGUUUUUGGUAAAGAAGAUGAAUUGGCCACUAAAGGCUCUUGUUUCAAACCCUGCGGUGCUUGGAUACAGCCUAGAGAAGAGGACUGUCCCAAGGGGUAACGUAGUUCAAGCUCUCAUCUCCAAGGGAUUGAUCGGAAGUGAACUCCCUUCGAUAUCGCGUGUCUUCGUAUGUACCGAUCAGGUGUUCUUAAACAGGUAUGUGAAGAGGCAUGAGGACAAGCAGCUGGAGACUGAGUUGAUGGCUAUCUAUCGUGCUUCAUAGAUCACAAGGCUGAUCAAGGAUUUUGGUUUCUAUCUUUAAAUAUCUGAAAUCCUCAAUUUAGACUUUAGUUCUCAAUUUCAUAUCGAUCCAAACUGUUUGUCUCUCUCUAUAGAUGCUUGAAAUUGUAAGUUUUGAAUCCAUUUUCUGCUAUAUUACUGAAGUUAAAUUCCAAAUUCUUUGUGACCUUGUUCGGAUAUAGAUUUGAAUGAUGCAAUGCAGCUCCUGCAUUCUUGAAUUGGUCAUGUAAGCCUUUUCUAUUUCUCAGUUAGUGUUUACUUUCACAUUAUUCUUUAAAUUUUGGGAUUGGAGUACUGAAAUUACAGCUACUGAUACCAAAAUCCUCUUAUGGUACAAUAAAGUCUUUGCUUUAUAUAUUCUUUGCUCCUGAGAUCCUGGAGUCCUCAUGUAAGCUCUGUCUUUGCUUUAUAUAUUCUUUGAUCAUAUGAUUCAUCUGAUUUGUGGAAUGUUUGUAUUUCAGAUUUGUGAUCUUGGUUUUUACUCGUACACGUUUUUUGUGAGCUUUAUAUUACAUUGUCUUGAAUAUAUUGUCAGGGGCACUGGAAACCUAUCCUACAUCAUUAGGACACAUCAAUCAGAUAAUCAUCCAGUCCAAGGUGGUAAAAUCUUUAUAUCUAGCUUCUAGCUGAAGAAGCUUGGGACGUUGAACGUUGUUUUGAGCUUUUGCUAUGGCUAACGACCUCUGGAGUGAAUACUCAAGUUUUCUCUCUUUGACUCGCAAGUGAUGAAUCCAGAAACUAUUGAAGAGAGCUAUUCAUACAGACUAUAGAGCAGUCACCAUUGUUACAUCAGAGCAGUCACUAAUGUUGCAUCAGAGCAGUCACCAAUGUUGCAUGUUAAUUUUGUAGGAUCACAUUUGGUUGACAGUAACCAGAUUACAAAUGUACUCUGGUAUACAUACAGUUGGUUCGUGAUCAACAAUUGAAUAGUAUCUAAACCAGACCAAAAUGAAUCCGGUUCUGCUUGGUUAAUAAUACCAAGUCUUUUAAAUUGAUGCAGAACGUGAG
This is a messenger RNA of Arabidopsis thaliana (thale cress), 2426 nucleotides long. Its product is annotated as Mitochondrial transcription termination factor family protein. NCBI's taxonomy places the organism in Eukaryota, Viridiplantae, Streptophyta, Magnoliopsida, Brassicales, Brassicaceae. Bases 145 to 1401 code for a protein of 418 amino acids. The record is from RefSeq and is marked reviewed. Gene Ontology annotation, cellular component: cytoplasm. Gene Ontology annotation, molecular function: nucleic acid binding. The transcript is spliced from 2 exons.